AUGCAUUUGAUAAGGGUGCCAUGCUCCUCCGCCAACAUCGGCCCUGGCUUUGAUGUGAUCGGCCUGGCACUAUCAAUGCACCUGGAACUGAGAGUGAGCAUCGACCGUAACGCUCCAUCAACACCUGACAACCCACUGAACUGCACGGUAAGCUACUCAGGCGUCGGGGCGGAUAGCAUCGACCUGAACCCGGAGAACAACCUCUUGACCCGGACGGCGCUAUAUGUCCUCCGGUGCCACAAUCAGCACCACUUCCCAGGCCAGACGUCGGUGCACAUCAGCAACCCGAUUCCACUGGGUCGAGGAUUGGGCUCGUCCGGCGCCGCCGUCGUCGCAGGUGUUCUGCUCGGCAACGUCGUGGGAGACCUCAACCUCUCAAAACCGAGACUCCUCGACUUCGCGCUGAUGGUUGAGCGGCACCCAGAUAACGUCGCCGCGGCGUUGUACGGCGGCUUCGUCGGCACGUACCUCAACGAGCUCGAUCCGCAGGACAUGGCACGCAAGGAGGUCCCGCUCUCAGAAGUGCUCCCAGAACCCGCUGGAGGCAUCGACACCGGACUGACGCCGCCCAUCCCGCCCGAGAACAUCGGCCACUAUCGCCGUUUCAACUGGGCCAAGGAAAUCAAAGCCUUGGCCAUCAUCCCGGAUUUCGAGGUCAGCACAGCGAAGGCCCGGGAGGUGCUGCCCAAAUCCUACUCGAGACAAGACAUGAUCUUCAACCUCCAGCGCCUCGCUCUUCUCACCACAGUUCUCUCCGACAGCCCUCCGGACCCAGAAUUGAUUUACUCAGCCAUGCAAGACAAGAUCCACCAACCCUACCGGGCAACUCUCAUUCCCGCACUACCGGCGAUAUUAUCUUCAAUGUCGCCGAAAACGCACAAGGGGUUGUUGGGGAUAUGUCUCUCUGGUGCGGGACCAACAAUACUGGCGCUUGCGACCGAGAAUUUUGAGGCGAUUGCUGAUGUCAUCAUGGCGAGAUUCAAGGAUGAAGGCAUUUCGUGCCAGUGGAAGAUCCUGGAGCCUGCGGAAGAUGGUGCGACACUACAAGAAGUCCCCGGUGAUGUUGAAACAUACCGUAUAGAAAUUGGUAGCAAAUGA
Molecule: messenger RNA, 1098 nt
Organism: Exophiala bonariae
Lineage: Eukaryota; Fungi; Ascomycota; Eurotiomycetes; Chaetothyriales; Herpotrichiellaceae
Gene: THR1
Product: Trihydroxynaphthalene reductase
Exons: 4
Coding region: 1-1098 (365 amino acids)
Biological process (GO): L-threonine metabolic process
Molecular function (GO): homoserine kinase activity; ATP binding
Source: RefSeq, a predicted model, not a curated record